Messenger RNA from Cyanistes caeruleus (blue tit), 820 nucleotides. NCBI's taxonomy places the organism in Eukaryota, Metazoa, Chordata, Aves, Passeriformes, Paridae. The record is from RefSeq and is a predicted model, not a curated record.
GAUGCUGAGGCUGCACCUGCCCGACCCGCCGGUGGACAGCGAGGAGGAGAAUGAGGAGGCAGCGGAAGGCGCCACGGCUCAGAGCAGCCACAGCUCCAUCCCCAUGGAUGCAGAGCAUGUGGAGCUGGUAAAGAGGACGAUGGCCAGCGUGAAGCUGCCCACCCUGGGCAUCCCGGCCUGGGCCAGCCAGAUCUCAGAGGAACAGUGGAAGGACGUGGUGCAGCGCACGCUGCAGGCCCGGCAGAGCCUCGGUGGCCCCCGGCCUCAGUGGAAUUGAGGCUGAGCUGCGGCACAAGGGCUGCAAACCCCAGCCCUUCCCUCCACCCUGGAAGCACCCACUGCCUCUGAGUCAGGUGCUGACAGGACUUGCCAGUAUCAAUUUUCCAAUUUGUCCCACUGACAUUGUCUGAUUUUCCUUCCCACUCCUUUUUCUUGGUUCUGGCUGCUGCAUAAGUGAAUGUGAUGAUCUUGUGUUGGCUUCUUUUACCUCUGAGGAGGCAGAUUGGUUUCCAUGCUUGGAUGCAUAUGGGGCGAUGGGGGUUUGGCCAGCUUUGCUCAGAUUCCCUCAGGACAAACACUGGACUUGGCCCCAUGCUGACAGUACCAGAGAAGUCACUCCAGGCUAGGGCUCCUCCUCUCAGGAUAGGGUCUGUGUGUUGGAAUAUCACAGGUGGAGCAAGAUGUGUCAUUCCAAGAGAUUGGUUUUAUUUAGUUCUGUACAUACAGGGACAUCUGUACAAAAUCCAACACUUUCAUACUAUGUAAUGCUCUACUGAAAAUAAAGUACACCAUAUGUACAUAUGAACUGUAAGCAGCUUAA